Temnothorax curvispinosus is the source of this 814-nucleotide messenger RNA. Its product is annotated as protein unc-45 homolog B-like. Gene Ontology annotation, molecular function: Hsp90 protein binding. The annotation marks the transcript as partial. Lineage: Eukaryota; Metazoa; Arthropoda; Insecta; Hymenoptera; Formicidae. The transcript is spliced from 4 exons. The record is from RefSeq and is a predicted model, not a curated record.
AGUUAUUCCACCAUGACAAAGUCAGAUAUGAGUGCAUGGCAAUGGAACAAUAAGGGUGCCGCCGAGUAUGAAAAAGGCAAUUUGUCAAAAGCAUUAAGUCACUACACAAACGCACUGAAAGUAGACGAGGACAAUUAUGCAUUCCGUAUAAGAUGUAAAGCACUAGAAGCGUUAGAGAGAUUCGAGGAGGCAUAUCGGGACGCGGAGAUUAUUAUUUCAUCUGAUCCCAAUGACGAAGAUUCUCGACGCAUAGCGGAGCGCUUACGUAAAAUUGUACAAGAACGUAAGAAAAGGUCACAUAGUGCCAAGGUAUCAGAAAUGCUGGAUUUGGCAUUUGACAUGAACGCAAGUGAGAAGGAACGUGAAAUCGCUAUGAAUAAUCUGCUUGUGCUCGCACGUGAUGACCAAACAGGUGCCGAGGAGAUCUUCAAAAAGGAAGGUGUACCCAAAAUCGUUCAACUUGUGAAAGUGGAAAAGAAUGAGGGAGUGAUCUGCAGCGCGAUUCGUAUUGUAGGCGAGUUAUGCAGAAACAAUUUCAGUCGAACUAAGUUUGUUAUGAAACGCGUCGGUCUGUUUUGGUGUCUGGCACUAAUGAACAGCAUAUCUAUAAACAGAGUUAACGCGUCUCAACAUUGUUUACAGCAUAUAUUGAACACUUACAUCGACAUGAAUAAUAAACCCGAUUCGAAUCUCAACGAGGAUUUAUGCGAGGCGCAAAAGGAAAUAGACACGAUUAUGUUCUGCUUGUCGUACAGUAUAACAAAUAGAACAAUAACAGGCCUUGCUAGAGACGCAAUAAUAGAACUUAUUAUGU